Messenger RNA from Cuscuta europaea, 1986 nucleotides. The record is from the annotation of a GenBank genome assembly. NCBI's taxonomy places the organism in Eukaryota, Viridiplantae, Streptophyta, Magnoliopsida, Solanales, Convolvulaceae.
GAACUGGUAUUAUCCUUUUUUUGAAUAGAAAAUUUAAAACACGGGACCUUUAGUUCCAAAAUUGAGGUCCAGAAUUUUAUUCAUUCCUAAUUGUAAAGGCCGAGAAGAAUCAGUUGAUUGACGUUCCAAGAAGUGAUGAACCAGUUACAUCCUUAUACUAUGUCGGUAGGUCCUACUGCUACCGACCGGCAGUGAUCUGAGCAAAGUUGUAAAACUCUGUCAUGAGCUUGAAUUUUGGCUCUCUUGCCUCACUCCUCAGUUGAACUCUCUACGUAACCUCAAAAAAUGAGCAGCGCUUUAAAAGAAAAUAGAGAAGAUGAAGAAGAUGUUUUCACUAAGGCAGCAGAAGCUGCGGACGAGCUCUAUAAGAUUCGAGAGAGUUUUUACCCAGUAAACCCUGAUGAGAAAACAACCAUUUUGCAGACCAAAUCCGAUCUUGCCCUCCAACUGCUCGAUGAAAUACCUCAUGAGAGAAGAAAAUUACCUAUGCAACGAGCUAUGUAUGAAUUCUUGUGGGGGAAAGUAUUGGACGUGUUUCCUUAUUAUAGAAAGGAAGCAGAAGAGCACCUAUCAAAAGCUGUAAAGUUGAACCCUUCUCUUGCAGAUGCUUGGCUAUGCUUGAGUAACUGCAUAUGGAAGAAAGGAGAUUUGCCUUCAGUCAAGAACUGUUUGAUGCUUGGCUUGAGCAAGGGACCAAAUAAAAGAAUACUUUGUCAACUCUCAAUGCUAGAAAGGAAAAUGGCUCAAGGUGCUGAAGAUCUGGAAGGAAUUAUUGAAGAGAGUGUUAAGCAUGCCAAAGAAGCUACCACUCUAGAUGUCAAGGAUGGAUAUUCGUGGUAUAAUUUGGGUAAUGCAUAUCACACAUCAUUUUUUGUGUCUGGAGCUUGGGAUCACAGGAAACUCCUACAGUCAUUGAAAGCUUACCAGAAUGCUGAGAGAGACCAACGAAUGACAAGUUAUCCAGACCUAUAUUUUAACUGUGCUACUCUAAACAAAUAUCUUGAGAAUUAUGAGAAAGCCCUUGCUGGAUUUGAAGCUGCCACAUUGAAGGAUCCUGGUUUAAAUGCAACAGAGGAGGUCCAAAAGGUGCUUUACCUUCUUGACAAAUUGGAUAGUUUGCUAAAGGGGCAGAGUAAGUCCAAGCAUCUAUCUUCACUCGCAUCUUCACUCAAUAACAUUAGUGUGAGUCCUUCAUAUAGAAAGACAACCAUAGAUGUUCUCUCAGAAGGUCUUAACAAAGGGGUGGUAUUGUUCGGGAAAGUCUUGCUUUUUGUUAAGCAUGGGACAUCAACUCCACUUUAUUAUGUUCUAUGUGAUUCCACUGAAGUGUGCUAUGUUCUAUCUGUCUAUGGGGUACAAAAUGAGGCUAUUAAAGAAAGGGAUAUAGUGACACUGUUUCAACCCUACUAUCACAAUGUUGAUUUUUCAUGGAAAGGAAAGCAUUACCAUUUCAAGUCAGUGCGAGCAAAUUUCUCAGAGCAAUUGCUCGUGAAUGGGAAAGCUUUGUCCCCCAAAUAUGCAGCUGGAUCUUCCUUUUGUUUACAAUACAAGUCCUUUUGAAGGUUGAAGGUGCAUGCACUCUUUUGCUGUGUACAUGAGUUACAACACCUGCAACAUACUUGAGAUUCUUUUUUUGGACUUUAGUUGUUUAGAUGAAUAUGUGAAAUUGUGACUGGAUCAUUAAAAAGAAAAAUUGAGAGCCAUUCAGUCUUUCUGUAAUUAAAUUAAUUUGUGCCAUUUUGUCCUUGUCCAAGAGUAUUUUAGUCCAAUAGGUGUUUGUUUGGUAAUAUGCAUAAAUGCAACAUGUAAGUAGAAAGGACGUAGAACUCCAUUAGAUGUGUUUGUGUUUGAGACUUGAGAGGACGUAGAACCAGUUUGCUGAGAACCAAUUAUAGGAGAAAUAGUAUGAGAAUACUUUAUGAGGAAGAGUGUGUUGUUCACCAUUACAACACUGGUAUUUAUCAACUUCAAUUCUCGUUUGAUAAA